Messenger RNA from Recurvomyces mirabilis, 6066 nucleotides. It is a transcript of the gene DCK1, whose product is annotated as Deoxycytidine kinase 1. The coding region runs from base 1 to 6066 and encodes 2021 amino acids. Gene Ontology annotation, biological process: small GTPase-mediated signal transduction. Gene Ontology annotation, molecular function: small GTPase binding; guanyl-nucleotide exchange factor activity. The record is from RefSeq and is a predicted model, not a curated record. The transcript has a single exon. Gene Ontology annotation, cellular component: plasma membrane; cytoplasm. Lineage: Eukaryota; Fungi; Ascomycota; Dothideomycetes; Mycosphaerellales; Teratosphaeriaceae.
AUGCCAUGGAAACCAUUACCCUCGGUAGCCUUUGCGAUCUGCGUCCACCCUUUCAAGGCCACACAAUCUGACGACCUUCCGCUACAAGUUGGAGACUGCCUAUACAUCAUCGAACAAGGAGGCAAAUAUGGCGACUGGUACCGUGGCUAUCUCGUGGGCUUUCCCUCCUUGCUGGCCGGUCUCACCAGCGCAAGCGGCGAGCAACUCGAUGCACGAGUCUUCACUGGCACAUUCCCCAGGAAUUGUGUCGAGGUGCGAGAGGUGAUGGAUGAUGAGAAGCUGAACGGUCACAUGACUAGCGCUUCGAUAGAAGCAGCGGAAGAGACAGAGGAAGGGCGCGAGAUCAAGCGGAAGAGCCAGACACAAUAUGCACGGCGGCUGAGCAGAGCUUUGAGCAGGAAGAGGAGCGCGCACGAUGUCACGAGGAAGACACCCACGAGACUGAUACCCGACGAGCCUCUCCCACGCGAUCCCAAUGCACCGAGGCCUCCUGCGCCAGUGCCCACACUGCGCGUCGGUGAUGAGACGGGCCAGUCUGCCGAGGAACCAUUGGUUGAUGAGAUUGCUUCCUGCUUGCGCGAAUGGCACGAUGCGCGGCUGCAUGAGCUCGUAUUGGCGAGAGGCUACAGUCAGCUGGAAAGAGUGCAGGAGCUCAUCAGACGCUUGGAUAUUAGCAGGAAGCAGCUGAUGCACGAUGUCAUGACCAUGAAGGAGUUGAAUGCGCUACGAGAAGACACUGUUUGGGAUCUGGUGGCAGGUAAUAAGAUGCUCAGCGACGAGGUCAUUGUGCGAAGUGCGACUGAGAAGGGCCGGAUUCUGACCGCGGACGACUCCGUGAUCGAAAUGACGAAGCUGCAGGCUAACAUGAGCAUACUGGAUCGACCGCCGAAGCCUACAGCAGACAAACACAUGCUGUUCCACGUCUUGGUGGAUGUCCGGAACAUUGUGUGUGAGUACGAACAACCAGCGACUCUCCAGGUAUAUAUUUGCAGCAAGGACUUUGGAGAAAAGCCCAGGCCGUUGAGCGAGAACUUCGCAGUCUCCGUGCCUAUGCCCGAAGGCGGGCAGAGCCCUGAGGAUCAAUCGAAGAGCUUGUUCGUCAACCUCAGCGCGACAGAUAUCGGCCUUGGCAGUGAUGCGAGCUCCCUGUAUAUCGUUUUCAAGCUUCUGAAGGACGAGCCAGCACGGCAGAACUUGACUGGACAGGCUACUCAGGGCCACCAUUCUUCGAUGUCCAUAGCGAGCUCGAAGGAUGGACAGAAGCGCGGUAGCAUGAGACGUGGUCGUAGUGUUUUCGGCAGCCAGAGGAAGAAGGACGGUCAUAGUAGAAGCACUUCUGAAGUACGUCCGGACACUGCGAUGUCGAGCUACUCGGAGACGGCAGGCUCGAAUGGUCCUUCGUCCGAGAAUUCAGGAUCGAGCCAAUCGCAUAUGGUGAAGCGGACGAUUGGCGUGGGUGCCAUUGAUAUCGGAAAGCUUGCUCGCAACCAAUCUGAAGUGGAGACGCGAGUAGCGAUGUGGCAACCUGCUGCACCCACAGAAGACAAGAGCGACGAAAGUGAGGAUUGGAUUGAAGUUGUCCGGGAACUGGUCCGCAGUCCUACUGGGAGCUUCGCACCUGUGAAGCAGGUGAAACGGUUUGAUGUCUUCGCCACCGCUUUCGCAUCAUCGGAUCUGGAUACGCUCAUGCGCAACACACCAACACUACUCCACAAUGUCUACAUGACUGAGAAGAUUGGCUUUUCUGGUGUACCGACUCACAAGCGCAGCGAUAUUUACCUUACACUCACCGAGCCUGUCAUUCCACGCCAAGCACAUCUGGCGCAUUCGAAGUUCGGCAAUGUACCGCUCAGCCAACGCUGCUCUUCGAACCUCGCGAAUCUACAGCUUACACUCGAAGUGCGGAGAGCAGAUGGCGAGCGCAUCGAGGACUGCAUCUUUACUGCAGCCAAUCAUCAGGGCCAUACGGCAUGGCGAACGACCGGUGUCGAGAGAGGCGAAGGUUGGAACCAGACGAUUCGACUUGCGAUCCCGACUGAAGAUGUGCCUGGAAGUCAUAUCGUGAUGAGUAUCGCCGACUCGCCGAACUUUCCCUUUGCGCUUUCUUGGGUCCCGUUGUGGGAGUACGACGCCUUUGUGAGAGAUGGUGAUCACUCUGUUGCGCUCUACGUCUACGAUGAGUACUCUAGCAGCAUCAUCGGCGGCAAAGGCGCAUAUCUUGCUCUGCCACCUUGGCACAACAAGAAUGACGCGACGGUGCAGAACGCCGCCGUGGUCUCCUUGCGAACAUAUCUGUGCAGCACAGAAUACUCGCAAGAUCCGACACUUCUAGGCCUACUGGAAUGGCGCAAUCUAUACGGUGCCAAGCUGAUUGAGCUAUUGGAGCGUUUCGCCUUUGUACCAGACAUCGAGAUUGUCAAGUUGCUCAGCGAAGUCUUCGCUGCGCUCUUCGAGAUUCUAAACGAGUACGCGCAAAGCGAAGCCUACGAAGAUCUGAUCUUUCAGAACUUUGUCACGGUACUGGGUAUUGCCCGCGACCGUCGCUUCAACCUCCACAACGUCAUCGAAGACUACGCCCACACUCGCCAUGGUUGGACCUACGCCAGCCGCUGUCUGACACGCGCCUAUCAACGACUCCUGACCAAUCCUCUCGAUCCAGAGUCGUCGCGGAAGUUACGCGCGACGCUUAAAGUAGGAGAUCAGAUGCUUCGUCUUAUCAUCGCCACCGCACAAGAACCACCCUCCACCACACAUACGAACGGCGACCAUCUACAACCUCGACACCCAGAUUUCGUGCACGACCUCCAGAACCUCUUCGUCCAGCUCAUGGCUCUAAUGCGCAACCCCAUGCCCAUACUCCUCGGCACCCAAACCCUGGUAGUCCAACAUUUCCACACCUGGCUCCCCUGCCUCGACGCGCUUAUGAAGCCCGCCGAGAUCCUGGAGAUCGCCACGAAUUUACUCGAUGCGUGCGCGCAUGCCCAAGGCAAGAUGGUACUGUACAGGUUGAUAUUGAUCAUCAAUCUGAGUCAUAUUGAGGUCUUCAAGCCGACGGAGGUCAGGACGGGUCUGAUCGCGAAUACUUUCCGCUGGUUGGCGCCGUACUGGGGCAACGGGAGUGAUGGUCGGGAAGCCGUGGUCACGGAUCAAUGGCGGGAUCAGGUGCGAUUAUGCUGCUCGGUCGUGGCGUCGCAGAUGGAGGAGCUCGGGGAGGAGAGCUGUCAGUAUGUGCCCAAGAUGGUGGAAUCGUACCUCGCGCUGCAGAAGGUGGAGCGCUUGCCGAAGAGGACGUUCACCAUGCUCUUCCCGACUUCGUUCCCUUUCCCCAGCAGGCAGACCAAGGGCGAUAUUGUCGUCGAUGAGGCUAUGUUGGAACUAUCUGCUUUGUUGGCUGCCGCGCUGACGACGCAGAGGAGACUGUACUUCGACGCUAGCCAGAUCGAUAUUCCUGGUGUGCUGAUGCAAGCUCUGAAGGUCGGACAGAGUGUCCUCGGCAGCGAGCCUUUUCCGCAAAGCUGGCUGAGUCUGCAUAUCAGUCAUCAUCGCUUCGGCAUGACUGCUCUCGAGAGGAUCUCCGAGGUCCUAAUGGACACUCUACCGGAUAACUUCGCGCCGGACGUGGAAGAAGCUAUGGAGUUCGACACCGAGAUCUGGCGCGCUUUCUUCGAUACUUUGUUCGUGGCUGUGAGGUCUCCGGCUCUGGCCAUGGAGACAUUUCCCGAACAGAAGCGGAGGGCUAUUUGGAAGAUUGCUGGGGAUGUGCGGGAGCUUGGGGCGAAUUUGUUGCGGAGGACUUGGACGGCUAUUGGGUGGGAGACUGAUGAGGAUAGUCGGAAACUUCAUGGGAUUGAGAGCUUGGGUGGGUAUCAAGUGCAGUUUGUGCCUGAGCUUAUCGCGCCUAUUGUGGAGUUGUGUCUGAGUGUACACGCGAGUCUGAGGAGCGUGGCGAUUGAGGUCUUGAGGACGAUGAUCAUCAGUACGUGGGAGAUCGACCAGGAUUUGGCGGUUGUCCAGACAGCGAUGAUCGACUGCCUUGACAAGCUGGGACGGCAGCGGCCUUUGGCUGAGUCGUAUCUGCAAAAGACCUUCAUCUCUGAGAUGCUGGAGCUGUUCAAGCCUCUGCAUGAGACCGAGGAGGAAGGCUUGUAUCAUGCUGUGAUGGAGAUGUUCGAGCGGAUCGAGAAUCUGUUGGGCAUGCUAGCAAGUGUCCACCAAGGCAACGCGAUGAACGACUCGAGCCGCAUUAUGGACACUUUGCGGCUGAUGGAAUUCUUGAAGGAUGUGCAGAGUGACGAAGCAUAUAUCCGUUAUGUGCACCAGCUUGCCGAUCUCCAAGCCAAGGCAGGCAAUCACACCGAAGCUGGGCUGGCGCUGAAACUGCACGCGGAAAGGUAUGAAUGGGAUCCUCUGGCUCCGCUACAAGAGAUGACUGAGCCAAAGUGGCCUGCUCAGACGGCUUUCGAGCGCAAAGAGGCCUUGUUCUUCGAUAUGUGUCUUGCUUUUGAGCGAGGCCAGUCGUGGCAGCGUGCUUUGCAGGCGUACAAGGAACUCGCGGUGCAGUACGAAAGCAAUGUCUUUGACUUCUCCAAGCUCGCGAGGAGUCAGAGGGCUAUGGCGAGUAUACAUGAACGCAUUGCGAAGGGCGAUCGGCCAAAUGCUCGCUACUUUCGUGUGGUGUACAAAGGUCUCGGAUUUCCUGUCACUCUGCGGGACAAACAGUUCAUUUUCGAAGGCCACUCGACUGAGCGACUCGCCAGCUUCGAAGACCGUCUUCGUCAGCUCCAUCCUUCAGCGCAGAUUGUGCGCUCGAUCACUGACGCGGAGUCUGAGGGACAGUACCUCCAAGUCUUCGCCGUCAGCCCGAACAAGGAUCUCAAUCAUACCGUCUACCAACGCACGAAGGUAUCUCCGGCUGCGCGCGAGCACGCUCUCCUCUCCAACCCACAGAAGUUUGCUCAGACGACAAGACAAUUGGCCGUCGAUGUUCCUGUCACCGAGCAGCAGGUCGAGAAGACUGUCUACACUACCCUCGAGCCUUUCCCGACUAUCCUACGAAGAAGCGAGAUUGUCCAGACGGAGACCCUUGUCCUUGACCCCAUCGAAGCGGCUAUCGAACGCACGACGCGUAAGACGCAGGAGCUGCUUUCACUUGAGCGAAGAAUCAGUAGUGGAGAGGACGAAGGAGCUAUGAGCCAGCUCUCUGACACGAUCCUGCUGUCUGUGGAUCCGACGAGUGAAGGCAGCGUCGCGCGGUAUAGAAAUCUAUUACCUGCUUCGGAAGCAUUGGCAGAGACCGCCUCCGGAGAAAUGGACCCUGAAGCGCUCGAAAACGAGGCUGAGGAGACAAUGCUGAGCCCGAUGCAGAAUGCGCUAAAGGUCGCUCUGCUCGACCACGCGCUUGCUAUCCGACGCUGCCUGGGGCUGUACAACCGAUCUGCUUUCCUCGCCACGAAAGCCGAGCUCGUGCCGAGAUUCGAAGCGACGUUUGGACAUGAGCUCGCGAUCUUAUUCCCACAGAGCGCUGGUCUGAUGGCCGAGCCAAGCCCACGCGCCAGCAUCAUCAGCGAACGUCACGCGAGGAGAGAAGUAGAUGUUCAGGCCGUCAGCGGAGCUUCCCAAGUCGACCGAGCAGCUACCGAGCAGCAGAACGCAGAAGAGCAGCCACGACAAGGCAGAAGACGAUCAAUCCCCUGGCUCCGCCGGAACUCCUCCUCUCGCGGUCAACAGCAAACGAACGGCGACACGAACGGGACCUCCCAUACCCGAACACGUUCCCGCAGUCGUCUCCGUGACCAAUCCCUUCCGCGUCGUCUGAGCUUCUUCCGCAGCAGCGAGGACAAACUCCGGGAUCGAGCUCUCGAGGCUGAAGCCAAGGACACCGCUACGGCAGUCAGGCCUACGGUCCCUGUUACUCAUAGUAGUGGCGUGGAGACUUACCGGCCCACGCUCUCGCAGGCUUCGACGGGUUAUUCUGCUAUGAGCACUGCGCAGUUGAAGGAAAGGCUGAGUUUCAUGCGGAAUUCGGCGGCACCUGAGGUUACUGCUACGGGGGAGUAUGUUGGGUGA